Dictyostelium purpureum is the source of this 1542-nucleotide messenger RNA. RefSeq lists its product as uncharacterized. Lineage: Eukaryota; Evosea; Eumycetozoa; Dictyosteliales; Dictyosteliaceae. The coding region runs from base 1 to 1542 and encodes 513 amino acids. The record is from RefSeq and is a predicted model, not a curated record. The transcript has 2 exons.
AUGUCAGUGUGGAAAGCUCAUACAAGUAUAAAACAAAAUAAAAAUAUGAUAGCUUUAAUUGGCAGUAGUGAUGAUAAUAACAAUAAUAAUAUAAAUAAAAAUUUUUAUGAUAUAUUUGUAUCAGAAUCUAAGGGUGAGGAUACUCCAUCAUGUUCCAUUACAAUAGCAAAUAAAACAGCAACACCAUGUAAAACCAUUGGGGGCGCAGUAGAAUCAUUUAAUAAUAAUGUUAUAAAGGGAUUGGAUUUAAAUGAAACAGCAACUUUUCCAAAAGUUAAUUUUAUAUUAUAUCCAGGACAGUAUUAUGGCAAUUCAAUUCAGCUAUACAGGUACAAUGCAACUAUUACAGCAAUGGAAAAUCAAACAUCACCAGUAUUUUUCAAUUUGAAUAAUCAAAAUUCAUUUUUUAAUAUUACACCAACUAGUGAUGAUGGAAACUAUUAUAUCAGUGAGGUAACUAUCAAUCAAAUUACAAUUCAAUGCGGCGAUGGACAUUCUCAAACUGGUUCAUUGAUUCAAAUAGAUGGCUCUCAAAGAGUAUUGGUUCAAGUUACAUUAAAUCAGUUAUAUUUAUCAAGUAAUAAUAUUAAUGAGUCGCUGAUUGUGGUCUCAGGUACCUAUGGUGACGAAGAUAACCCAUCACAAGAUUGGACCGCUAGUGUUUAUAAAGACUAUUAUAAUGUAAAUCCAUAUGUUAUAGUCAAUCUUUAUAAUUCAAACUUUUCCAAUUCUAUAGCCUACAGCUCAAUUGUUUCAUCAUCUUAUGCACCCAUUACACUCAGACUUCAUUCAUGUAUAUUUUCAAAUUUUCAAAAUAUUAACUAUACAUUCUUUGUGACAAGGGGUGUAAUGGAGGUUACCAAUUUAACUUUAAUCAAUGUCGGUGUAUCAUACAAACCAUUUUUUUCAGCACACAACACAUUAAUUACAUUCACAGAUUCAAAUAUUCAAUCCUAUAUGGCUAGUACUUCAUUCUUUCAGUUUAUAGGAUGUUUUGUUUAUAUAGUGAAUAGCAAUAUCUCUAUCCAAUACAACAAUUUUGAUGAAACUAUAGACUAUGCAAUCUUUUAUUUGGAUGUCUCUUCAGGUUCAUUUUUAAACAACAACAUUACAUUCUUUGGUAGAAAUACUCAACUCCAUGAUCAAGGUAGCAUCAACAUCAUGUCAUCUCAAGUUAGUUUCCGUUUAAACACACUCUCUUCAAAUAUUUCAUCUAUAAUUUUCUCUGAAGCCUCAAAUGUAUUUUCUUUCCUCAACAAUGUCGAAAUUCAAAAUAACUCUACUUAUUAUUAUUUCCAAUGUUCUUCUGACCAACAAAGCUCAAUAAGUGGAGACACCUACAGUAUCGAAUCAUUCAAUAGUGGCGAUAAUAAUUGCAGCAACUUUUCAAAAAAACAAAAAAGAAUUAAUUUCAUAAUUUAUUUCUUUAUUGGAUUUGGUUCUGGAAUUGGUCUAAUUGCCGUUAUAUCAAUUUUCACACUAAUUUAUAAAAAAUAUUCACAAUCCAGAUAUAAAAGAAUUAGCUUUGAUAUUAAUGGAUAA